This is a messenger RNA of Helicoverpa zea (corn earworm), 789 nucleotides long. RefSeq lists its product as uncharacterized. The coding region runs from base 277 to 651 and encodes 124 amino acids. The transcript has 4 exons. Lineage: Eukaryota; Metazoa; Arthropoda; Insecta; Lepidoptera; Noctuidae. The record is from RefSeq and is a predicted model, not a curated record. Gene Ontology annotation, molecular function: protein binding.
UCAACUAAUAUUGAUUAUGUUGGUUUUAGAAUAUUUUUGGUUAUCAAUAAUACAGCAAUAUAAUAGGUGGUGAAUAAAGUUAUGCUGCGCAUAACAAAACGUUUUGGUUGCAUCAAACACGGUCACGGAAGUAACCUGUAGAAACCUGUUCUUCUCGUGUUGCGUUGCGAGUAGGUACUUGCGAGGCGAGUGUAGGUCUAGGUAGUGGAUGUGUGUCUGUUGUGCAAUGUGCAUCGUCUAUGGCGAGCGGGAAAGCCGGCGUUUUCGAUUUUAUGCAUGAAUCAUAUAUCAUCAAGCAACGUCAAGAAGAUUUCAAGAAUGGAGCCGCCGCCGGUAGACGAGGCGGCAGAGAAAACGAUCUCGGACUAUCUGCGGUCUUGGGGAUUGGAAGCUUACAUUCCAAAAUUUUUGGAAUCCAUUGAUGUGGAGACUCUCCAAAUGUUGUCAGAGGCUGACUUGAAAGACUUAGUGCCAAUUAUUGGACACCGGGCUAAGCUGACGACACAAAUCAAACUUUUGACCAAUAUAAUGUCAAAUGCUUUUGAGAACACUUGUACUAAUACUACUCCGGACUCAAACAACCAAAUAAUGCUGUAUACAGUGGAAGAUUUGCCAGUUGUACAGACAUUACCUGAUGAAAAAUGGAAAUGAUCGAAUUUUAAAUACUAUUAUAGUGUAUGUAGCUAGGUUUGGCUAGUAUAGUGUGCUAGCUCUUUGUCUGAAUUAAUUAUAAGUUCCUACUAAAAUUAAUUGAUUUGAUACUUAAUAAAUAAAUAUAAUUGUAAAAAA